CGCUCAGAGGAAACUUCUAGAACUGUAUGGAGGAAAGAACAAAUGCAGCUUCAUGGGCGAGUGGAAGUCGCUCCUCUAAGAGUUACGCCGACGGAUCGCAGUUCAUGGCGUCACAUGACAGCCUCUCGCCUCCGUACUCAAACUCCAGGCUAACAGGUAAAUCGGAGAGGAGUUCUUACCCGUACGGCAGGGAGUCCAACCCACACUGCCAUCAGGCGGUUCUGGGCGGCGAGCUGGCGAUGGGCAGCCCCAGCGCGGCGUCGCCCACCAAGCCAGCGGGUCAGUACUACCAGCACUACGGGUCCAACCCGCGUAGGAGAGCACUGCACAUGGACGCCAUGGAAGUCCACACAAAAAAAGUGCGGAAGGUCCCUCCCGGCUUGCCGUCCUCAGUUUACGCUCCGUCUGCCAGCACAGCCGACUACAACCGGGACUCGCCUGGUUACCCGUCCUCCAAGCCGCCCAGCGCCGGAUUCCCCAGCUCCUUCUUCAUGCCAGAUGGUCACCACAGCGGCGACCCCUGGAGCAGCAGCAGCAGCAGCAUGAGCCAGCAGGGCUACCACAGCAGCAUGCUGGGGGGCGGGAACUCGGCGCACAGCGCUGCCCAGAGCUCCUCCUACUGCGGGAUCCACCCUCACGACCGACUGAGCUACCCGUCGCACUCCUCAUCCGCAGACAUCAGCUCCAGCCUUCCUCCCAUGUCCAGCUUCCACAGAGGCGGCGGAGGGGGCGGAGCCAACCACUACAGCACCGCCUCCUGUACCGCCCCCACCAACGGCACAGACAGCGUCAUGGCUAACCGAGCACAGAGCGGCGCAGCCAGCAGCUCCCAAACUGGAGACGCCUUAGGGAAAGCCCUCGCCUCAAUCUACUCUCCAGAUCACACCAACAACAGCUUCUCGUCCAACCCCUCCACCCCGGUCGGCUCGCCACCGUCACUCACAGCUGCCAGUUCAGCCGUCUGGUCGAGGAACGGCGGACAGGGCGCGUCGUCGCCGAACUACGAGGCUCCUCUUCAUUCACUGCAAAGUCGCAUCGAGGACCGGCUGGAGCGCCUGGACGACGCCAUCCACGUGCUGCGGAGCCACGCCGUGGGGCCGUCCACGGGCAUGGCGAGCGCGCACGGCGACAUGCACGGCCUCAUCGGAGCCGCGCACACGCACAACGGCGCCAUGGGCGCGCUGGGCAGCGGCUACGGGACGGGACUGCUGUCGGCCAAUCGGCACUCACUAAUGGUGGGCUCUCACAGAGAAGAUGGCGGCAGCGUGGGCAGUUUACGCGGCGGCCACUCCAUGGGGGGUCAGGUGUCGGUUCCUCAGCUGCCGGUCCAGUCGGCGACCUCACCGGACCUCAGCCAGCCCGACCCGUACCGCGCCCUGUCCGGCGGCCUCCAGGGCCAGAGCACGUCCUCGGUGAGCUCGGAGAUCAAGUCUGAGGACGAGGGAGACGAGAACCUGCUGCAGGACAGCAAGCCGCUGGACAAGAAGGACGACCUGGACAAGGAGCUCAAGGCCAUAGAGAGCAACAACGACGACGAGGAUUUGAGCCCGGAGCAGAAGAUGGAGCGGGAGCGGGAGCGCAGGAUGGCCAACAACGCCCGGGAGCGGCUGCGCGUGCGCGACAUCAACGAGGCGUUCAAGGAGCUGGGCAGGAUGGUGCAGCUGCACCUGAAGAGCGACAAGCCGCAGACCAAGCUGCUGAUCCUGCACCAGGCCGUCGCCGUCAUCCUCAGCCUGGAGCAGCAAGUCAGAGAGAGGAACCUGAACCCCAAGGCGGCCUGCCUGAAGCGCCGCGAAGAGGAGAAGGUCACCGUCACCUCAGAUGGGACGCCCCUCUCGCUGGCCGCCGCCCACCACGCCGCCGCCGCCGCCAUGGGCGAUGGACCAAACCCCAUGGGACAAAUGUAAACCGCAGCAAACUCUCCUCCCCCUGAAUGGUCCAAGGUGCCAGAGUUCAUCAGGAUGAUGAGUGACCACUUCCUCUGACGGCGUUCUCCACCAACCAAUCACGCGCGCCGCCUCUCGCUCCAGCCCGACCACGUAGUUCCUCCGGGUCAGAUCCGCCUUCGUCUCCUCUGUGAUCUGUCGUCUCCUCUUCGUCGCCAUCUUCUUCUUCUUCUUCUUCUUCUUCAGUCGAGAAAAUCGGACUUCAGAGUCGCAUUCGUCGCUUUCCGGACGUUUUGAUACGACAACUGACAAAUUCCUUUGGAUCCGCCCCAGGAACUCUUGUGCUACGUGUUUUAUCAGCAUUCCCAGGACAAAAAGGCUCUAUAUAAAUAUAUAUAGUAAAUAUAUAUAUAUAUAUGUGUGUAAGAAAACAGAAAAAGUUUAAAACGGGCAGCGAGGAAGGUUGGGGUUAAGGAGGGAGCAAACAUAUCACAAAGUGUUUAAAGAGAUUCUUGUUUUUUAACGCAACAUUUGCGCAGCGGUUGAUCGCAGCCUCGACACGGCACUCUAGCGCCGCACUGUGGAUGAAGCUGUGCCUCACCACCUCUCGGAUAGACGCACAGGGAGAGGAUUCUGAAAAAAAACCUCCCUCAAACUUCCCGAGGAAAGCUUAGGAAGAAGACAAACCGGCACCCGCAGGAGCGCUUAGGCGCUUCUGUCCAAACCUGCACAAACUCAUCAUGUUUCUGUAGAGGUAAAAGUACAAAAACGGUUGGGAGUUAGCGACCAAACGGCCCGGAUAGAGCGAAGAGUCACUGAGCAGACCAAACAACGCUAAUGCUAGCUUAGCACGACAAAUCAUGGAGAGAUGAAGGGAAACUUGGACUGGACAGCAAAGCGAAUCACAUUCCUUGAGCCGCUACUUGAAUCAAGAGCUCCAACAUGGAAACACAAAGCGAGGGUCAGAGGAGGCCAGGGAACAAUCACCAUGGCGACGGGGUCCGCUGCCGCCGAAGCAUUCCCGCUCUGAUCCCAAUCCUGCCCACGCUCCGACACCGGUGAAAGGGGGCUUCAAGAUGGCCGCCGCCGCAGGGCGGUAAAGUUCAGAGUUCAUCCUGAUUUUCACCAGCAGCAAGAGGUCAGAACAGGAAGUGGAAAUAUUUACAGACGAGUCCACAGUUACAGCAUUUCCAUUAAACAAGAAGUUAAAUUCAAACAUGAAAAAGUCACUAAAAAUCACGGAUGACGAAAGUCUGAGAUGACAAAUGUUCCUGGACGAUAAAUUAUCCCAGAAGUUAUUGCGAUAAACGAUAAUAUUGUUGUUUUGAUUUUCAAUCAUUUUACUCUAAUACUGAGUAACUGAUGAAAUUAUCAAUCAUUUAUGAUUUAAAAAUCACAUCAUCAGAUGAACUGAACCAAGAGGCUGUCUUCAGUCAGAGGCUUCUUCAGAUUUGCUGCAGCACAGACUGCUACAGGCUGUUCCUGCCAACAGCAUCAGUAGCUACAAUAACUCUUUGAAUUGAGCCAAAAUAUAACAUCAAGUAGAAAUUUUUGUAUUUUAGGGACCAAAAUGAAAAUAAUUCAUAGAAGUAACAAAAAA
Molecule: messenger RNA, 3486 nt
Organism: Poecilia latipinna (sailfin molly)
Lineage: Eukaryota; Metazoa; Chordata; Actinopteri; Cyprinodontiformes; Poeciliidae
Gene: tcf4
Product: transcription factor 4
Exons: 18
Coding region: 27-1907 (626 amino acids)
Biological process (GO): regulation of transcription by RNA polymerase II
Cellular component (GO): chromatin; transcription regulator complex
Molecular function (GO): DNA-binding transcription factor activity, RNA polymerase II-specific; RNA polymerase II cis-regulatory region sequence-specific DNA binding; protein dimerization activity
Source: RefSeq, a predicted model, not a curated record